CGACUUGUCUUAGGCAUGCCGUCGAAACGUCAGUGACGCGCGAGCGGUCGGCGGAAAGACUGUUGGAUAGCGUAGCUGAAGGAAGAGCGCGUGAAAUUAAAAAUCAUUCGGGAAAUGUGGUCGUCGGUGGUCCUGACCAUCUUGGCAUUGUGUGGAGCUCUAGCGAAGACGGUCAAUUUACCGAGUAAUGAAACAGUAUGGCAGUACAGUUUCGAGGUCGAUUAUGAAAAUAAUCAAUUCCUGCUGGAUGGAAAACCCUUCCGAUAUGUCUCCGGAAGUUUUCACUAUUUCCGGGCGCCUAGACAAUAUUGGAGAGAUCGUUUGAGGAAAAUGCGAGCCGCCGGACUUAAUGCGGUUUCUACUUAUGUCGAAUGGAGUCUUCACGAACCAGAACCGGGUCAGUUCAACUGGGCCGGUGAUGCGGAUCUAGUGGAAUUUUUAAAUAUUGCUCAAGAGGAAGACUUGCUUGUAUUGUUACGACCGGGUCCUUACAUUUGCGCGGAAAGAGAUUUGGGUGGUCUACCAUACUGGUUGCUUCGUGAAGAACCGAAUAUAAAGCUACGUACAAAAGAUGCAGCUUUCAUGAGAUACGCCACAUCGUAUUUGAAUCAGGUGUUGGAAAAAGUUAAACCGCUUUUAAGGGGCAACGGGGGACCGAUAAUCAUGGUUCAGAUAGAGAAUGAAUACGGAAGCUACAAUGCUUGCGACACCGAGUAUACGGAUAUGCUGAAAGAAAUCAUUAGCGGAAAAGUCGGAAAUAAGGCUCUCUUGUACACGACGGAUGGUACAUCCGCAUCCAUGUUACGUUGCGGUUUCGUACCCGGUGCAUAUGCCACCGUCGAUUUCGGGGCGUCCGCCAACGUGACCAGCAGCUUUCAAACGAUGCGUCUCUAUCAGCCACGAGGUCCCUUGGUGAAUUCUGAAUUUUAUCCAGGAUGGUUGACCCACUGGGGCGAAGCCUUCCAGAGGGUGAGAACCGAAGCUAUCACGAAGACGUUGAGGGAAAUGCUCGCUCUGGGCGCAUCCGUUAAUAUUUACAUGUUCUACGGUGGUACAAACUUUGCUUUCACUUCCGGCGCCAACGGUGGUGCAGGUUCAUACAGUCCUCAGUUAACUUCUUACGAUUAUGACGCUCCUUUGACCGAAGCCGGAGAUCCUACAGACAAAUAUUUUGCUAUAAGAAAUGUCAUCGGUCAGUAUCUGCCAUUGCCGAACGUGUCUCUUCCGACCGCAUCCCCGAAAGGCAAUUACGGUCCAGUGUUAUUAGAACCGGUGCAAAAGCUGCUCGACAGUCGAUCCCCAUUCGUGGUGAGCUGGGUGAUCGGCACCAAACCCGAAACCUUCGAGCAUCUAUCUGUGAAUCAGGGAUUUGUACUUUACGAGACGGAUUUACCGGCUCCCGAACACGAUCCAGUUAUAUUGCGCGCAACCACGAGAGAUAGGGCGCUGGUUUACGUAGACGGUCGAUUAUCCGGCACCCUGAGUCGCAUAGAUAAGAUAUUCACUCUGCCACUAGAGAGCCCUUACGGUCGCCGUCUGAGUUUAUUGGUGGAGAAUCAAGGACGAUUGAAUUUCGGCAACGAAAUCAACGACUUCAAGGGUAUAUCAGACGUGACUAUAAGCGGAACUCGAUUGACCAAUUGGAAUAUGACGGGCUACGCGUUCUCCGAUCUGUCGUCUCUUCAAGAUUUGACGACCCUAAACAUAGAAAGCGGGACCCUGAAUAACGGUCCGGUAUUUUUACGUGGACGGUUCACGAUCACCGGGCAACCUUUGGACACAUAUCUGGACACUACCGGUUGGGGUAAAGGGGUGGCCUUCGUGAACGGUCGCAAUCUGGGUAGAUACUGGCCGUUGGUCGGUCCCCAAAUAACUCUGUACGUUCCGGCCACCUAUCUUCGUACAGGCGAGAACGAGUUGAUUCUGUUGGAAUUGGAAUACGUGUCGCCGACCAGGAAGAUGAAGUUCCAAUCCGUACCGAAUUUGGGAUGAUCGGACGAACUUGAAACGUUAGAAAUAAAUAAAUGUGGAAAAAUAUGUUUCAUUAUCGUAGAGAUUUUAUGUCCACUACGAAGAAUUCUUAUAAAAUAUAAUUAAUGGAAAAGAGCAUCGGAAUAAAUAAAUUCGUUUCUAUACCUUAUUAAUUAA
This is a messenger RNA of Nylanderia fulva, 2148 nucleotides long. RefSeq names its product beta-galactosidase. Gene Ontology annotation, biological process: carbohydrate metabolic process. Gene Ontology annotation, molecular function: beta-galactosidase activity. NCBI's taxonomy places the organism in Eukaryota, Metazoa, Arthropoda, Insecta, Hymenoptera, Formicidae. The record is from RefSeq and is a predicted model, not a curated record.